GAUACGCUGAUUCGUUUCGUCGUACGUGAGAUCGCGCGAUAGCGGCGUUUAUCAUCGAGGAGUGUCGAGGACUAUUUUUUUCCUGACGAUUAUCAAACGACGCAGGAGCGAAAGCAGUCAAAGCACUCGUGCGAAGACGGGGGUGGACGGGGGGAGGAACGCGAGAAAGCGCGCUCAUCGUCCCAUGUCGAUUGAUUGACGUGGGAGGCGAGCCUCGUAGGCUGAUAUGCCGCGAUUAAUGUGACCGACGAAUCGAAGAUGGAAUAUUUCGUCAGGGCGCGACAACCCCUGUGACCACUCGUGACACGUAUGUACAACGCGACAACCAGCGACAACGUCGUCCAAAUUCUAGUCUGACAUGAGAUUCAAUGAUAAGGAGCUCGCGGAAGCGAGCUUUGGACCCGCGGACCUGGAGGGACGUCUAAACCACAAACGAGCCCAUAAGUCAGUAUUCAAAGAGAAAUGGUUCAAGUUGCGGUACAAUCUACUAUUUUACUUCAAUAUCAAUGACUUGGGACAUAUCGAUAGGAGGCAACCUGCUGGAGUCAUCAUUUUAGAAAAUUACAACAUUAAUAUAGAUAAUUCGUCAGAGGGAGCAUUUGCGUUCAGCAUCUCGUUUCGUGAUGAGCCAGAGAAGCGGCAUAUAUUGAGUGGUCGAUCAGAGUCUCAAGUGGAGCAGUGGGUAAAUGCACUUAAACGAGCAAGCUACGAAUACUGGAGAUCUCGCCUGAUCACACUUCAAGAAAGAUUGUGUAAAAAGACAGGGAAGGACCCGCUACUUAUGUAUCCCAGAAAUCAGGGUGUAGUGCGAGAUGAAGCUUGGGAACCUGCUACCAGCUUCAGAUCUCAUGUACGUUCGUUUACAACGUCGGUCGCGCCUACAUUGAAUACAAUAACGAGGGAAGUUAAUCUGAUAGAUCUUUAAUACAGAGGAAUAAUUUUAGACAAAUUAAAAUUUAAUUUUUUUAAAUGUAAUUAUAAAAAAUGACAUCAC
Messenger RNA from Trachymyrmex cornetzi, 994 nucleotides. Its product is annotated as pleckstrin homology domain-containing family J member 1. Gene Ontology annotation, biological process: retrograde transport, endosome to Golgi; endosome organization; receptor recycling. NCBI's taxonomy places the organism in Eukaryota, Metazoa, Arthropoda, Insecta, Hymenoptera, Formicidae. The record is from RefSeq and is a predicted model, not a curated record. Gene Ontology annotation, cellular component: recycling endosome; trans-Golgi network; early endosome. The transcript has 2 exons. Bases 359 to 925 code for a protein of 188 amino acids.